This is a messenger RNA of Mangifera indica (mango), 1128 nucleotides long. Its product is annotated as GDSL esterase/lipase At5g62930-like. Bases 210 to 947 code for a protein of 245 amino acids. The record is from RefSeq and is a predicted model, not a curated record. Lineage: Eukaryota; Viridiplantae; Streptophyta; Magnoliopsida; Sapindales; Anacardiaceae. Gene Ontology annotation, molecular function: hydrolase activity, acting on ester bonds. The transcript has 6 exons.
UUUUUAAAAAAUUUAAGGAGGGCCAACUUAAAUUUUUCUAAAUUUGUGGAUUAUUUUUCGCUGAGAAGUCAGGGAGGGUGACCCUCCUUGACCCUACCUAAAGCCACCGGUGGGCGCGAGACUCUGUCGUUGUGCAUUGCAACGCGUUUCUUCUCAAGAUCUAAGCUCUAUAGCCAGUAGGCUCCAAGCGCACUUAAACUUGACGAAAAAUGAGGCCACAAAUAGUGUUAUUUGGAGAUUCAAUAACGGAGCAAUCUUUCGGAUCAGGUGGUUGGGGUUCUUCUCUUGCUGACACUUACUCUCGCAAGGCUGAUGUAUUAGUUCGUGGCUAUGGUGGCUACAAUACUAGAUGGGCAUUGUUCUUGUUAUGUCACAUUUUCCCUCUGCACAAUAAAAUACCUCCAGCCGUCACCACAAUUUUCUUUGGGGCUAAUGAUGCAGCCCUUCUUGGGAGAACGAGUGAAAGGCAGCAUGUUCCCGUGGAAGAAUACAAGAACAAUCUCAGAAAAAUGGUUCAGCAUUUGAAGGAAGUCUCCCCCACGAUGCUAGUUGUGCUUAUUACUCCACCACCAAUUGAUGAGGAAGGGCGUAAAGCAUAUGCACAAUCCGUUUAUGGUGAGAAAGCUAUGAAAGAGCCUGAGAGGACAAAUGAAAUGGCUGGAGUUUAUGCUAGACAUUGUGUUGAACUGGCAAAAGGUCUGGGUAUCCCUGCCAUUGAUCUGUGGUCCAAGAUGCAGGAAACAGAAGGUUGGCAGAAAAAAUUCCUCAGUGAUGGGUUGCACCUUAAGUCAGAAGGCAAUGCAGUGGUUCACCAAGAAGUUGUGAGAGUUCUAAAAGAAGCAUGGUUUUCUCCUGAACAAAUGCCAUAUGAUUUUCCUCACCACUCAGUAAUUGAUGGAAAACACCCUGAGAAAGCUUUCCAACUGCAAUGCCCUGCUGAAUUCUAGUCAAGACAGGCUUGGAAAUUUGUUCUCUCUUUUAAUUUUUCUAUUUGAUGAAAAGAUUUGGACUGCUUUUUCCUAGUCAUGCCAAAUGAAACAGUGUUGGCCUUUUGCCUAUUUUAUCAGAUGCUGACAUGCGCUCUGUAUUUAAGAGCACUUAAAAUAUAAAAUCGGGAAUUUUGUGAAA